Messenger RNA from Fimicolochytrium jonesii, 543 nucleotides. RefSeq lists its product as uncharacterized. Gene Ontology annotation, molecular function: 4 iron, 4 sulfur cluster binding; NADH dehydrogenase activity. The transcript is spliced from 3 exons. Gene Ontology annotation, biological process: mitochondrial respiratory chain complex I assembly; mitochondrial electron transport, NADH to ubiquinone. The record is from RefSeq and is a predicted model, not a curated record. The annotation marks the transcript as partial. Lineage: Eukaryota; Fungi; Chytridiomycota; Chytridiomycetes; Spizellomycetales; Powellomycetaceae. Gene Ontology annotation, cellular component: membrane.
GUGCGCGGCAAGCGAGCCCAGCGCGAAGCCGAGAACCCCGAUGCCCACAUGCACCAGCCCGUGAUGGACAGGGUCGCGACGGAAAUGUUUUUCACCGAUAUCGUCCGCACCAUGUGGCUUGUCUUGGAGCAGAUGUUUAAGCCGCCUUAUACGAUUAUGUAUCCGCAUGAGAAGGGGCCGAUCAGCCCGAGGUUUAGGGGGGAGCAUGCGUUGAGGAGAUACCCGACUGGCGAGGAACGCUGCAUUGCUUGCAAGCUAUGUGAAGCCGUCUGCCCCGCGCAAGCAAUCACGAUCGAAGCCGAGCCUCGUGAGGACGGAAGUCGUCGAACAACCCGUUACGACAUCGACAUGACAAAGUGCAUCUACUGUGGUUUCUGCCAAGAAGCCUGCCCCGUAGACGCCAUCGUCGAGUCGCAAAACUUUGAGUUUACGACAGAGACCCGUGAGGAGCUGCUGUACAAUAAGGAGAAGCUGCUGGCGAACGGGGACAAGUGGGAGCCGGAACUGGCGAGGAACUUGAAGGCUGAUUACUUGUACCGAUAA